Messenger RNA from Erigeron canadensis, 1221 nucleotides. RefSeq lists its product as uncharacterized. The coding region runs from base 1 to 1221 and encodes 406 amino acids. Lineage: Eukaryota; Viridiplantae; Streptophyta; Magnoliopsida; Asterales; Asteraceae. The record is from RefSeq and is a predicted model, not a curated record. The transcript has a single exon. Gene Ontology annotation, molecular function: protein binding.
AUGAAAGAAUUACCUAAAGACAUAGAUAAAUUACCUAAGGAGAUCACCUUGGAUAUCUUCUCAAGAUUUACUCUCAAGUUUUUGUGUCAAAUUCGGUCUGUAUGCAAAUCAUGGUGUAGCCUUAUAGACGAUAUUGGCCUCGCUAUCCUAGUCACGGAACUAGCUCAGCAUGGAGAAGAACCCAUGCCCCUCAUGGUCAAACAUAUUCCAGAGGAUCCAUGCAAACUCUGGUUUUUACUUACUUUCAAAUCGACAUAUUUGGGGGUUACUUACUUGAAGAUGACUAAGGACCCAGUUUAUGAGUUCAAGCGCGAUAUCUGGUCCAAGGGUUAUAAUUUAAACCUGGUAGAAGGAUCCUGUAACGGGUUGAUCUAUUCUAUUAAAGAUAGAGAAGAUAGGUAUCAUGGUACCACAACUUUUGUUGUAAUGGAUCUUUCAAGGAAAAGAAGCUAUAUGGUGCCACAUAUCAAUUUUCCGUCAGGUUUGAUGUUGUCGUCCGGGCUAGGUUUUGAUAGUUGGACCGGAACUUUUAAGAUGGUGUGUGUAUUCUACAAUAAACCUGUAGUAUCACUAGCAUCACCCUUGAGUAUUGAUCUGAUCACGGAGAAUCUAGUUACCAUGGUUCAUGUGUUGGGUACCGACUCAUGGCGUACGAUAUCCAAUGUCAUGUCUUAUCCUACUAAAGGGGAAGGCGUAUUUGCUCAUGGAUGUAUACAUUGGUUGUUUGCUUGUCUUGACCUUCAUCAGUUGUUUGAAGGCAAGGAUGGAAGAAAUAAAGUAGUAUGUUUUAAUGUGGCCCAGGAGGAAUUCGCGUUGAUAGAUCUUCCCAGACAGACAAUAGAGGGUGAGCGUGUUGAUCAUUUGGUCGAUUUACUAGGUGAAGUUGGACUUGUGUUUGAUAAUGUUGGCGAAUCGGUCAUGGAGGUUUGGGUAUUGAAACAGAAAAAAUUAUGGGUGAUACAUUGUCGUUUUAGUAAAAGCGAACCUCUUAAAAAUGGCAUCAUAAGGGUUAUAGGUUAUUGGAACAAAGACAGAGAUAUAUUGUUGACAAUCAACAUAAACACCAAGAAAAGGUUAUUUGUUUAUUGCUUGAAAAGUAGGGUUGUAUGUGAAGAAAUAAAGUUCGAGCAUUGCAAAUAUGGACGUAAAACAGAGAUCCGAAUGUAUCAAAGGAGCCUCUUCUCAAUCCCUAGCAACAAAAAUCUUAUACAAAUGAUCUAG